Molecule: messenger RNA, 782 nt
Organism: Geodia barretti
Lineage: Eukaryota; Metazoa; Porifera; Demospongiae; Tetractinellida; Geodiidae
Source: the annotation of a GenBank genome assembly
AACCCCGCGGUGAGGUCAAGUGGACGACUGGACUAUAAAAGAGGCAGAGAAAUUGCCCUCUGUCCUUGAGAGAGGUUUGAGCACUACAAAAAGAGAUAUAGCCUGGCUCUGGAAAGGCAUGGUUUGGCUGGAGCUGCAUCAGUUGACUGCCUCUAAUUGAAUAAGUGCUCUUUGUUCCCUUGCCGCCCAAGCUCAGAUCUGUCCCAAUGAUGUUGCAGCAACGCUGGAAGACUCUGAAUGAGCUGUUGGUUGUGCUGUUUGUGACCCUGGGUCUCUUGAUGCAGCUGGUGGAGAGUCAAGACCCACAGACACCUGAGGACUGCAUGUUCCCACUUAUCAUUUUCAAUCCAGAGACACUCAUGUGUGAGUGUUCAGACAUUGGGUGUGAGGACACUGGAAUGGUCUUAGACCCUGUCAACUGCUUCUGUGUGUGUCCCCCAUUCGAUCCUCCCUGUCUCCCUCCAAUGAUAGAAGACCCCGACCAGUGCAUAUGUCGCUGUCCUAACGCGUUCUGUAUUGGAGGACAAGUACAGAACCCAGAGACUUGUGUCUACCAGGGCAGAGACAGAACCCAGACUCCUGCGAAUGCGAAUGCAUACCCGAGGACUGCCGGGGAGGCGAAACGCAGAAUCCUGAUACCUUACCAGAAGAAGCACAAGAACAACUGGCACUUCUCGAUCAACAAGAAGGAAAACAAGAAGAAGAAAGACGGGGACAAGGAGAACAAGGAGUGCAGCAGAAACUCUGACACAACAUCUGCGAGAAAUCACUUGAUACAAUAG